Messenger RNA from Lingula anatina, 608 nucleotides. Its product is annotated as mitochondrial import inner membrane translocase subunit TIM14-like. Gene Ontology annotation, molecular function: ATPase activator activity. Gene Ontology annotation, cellular component: PAM complex, Tim23 associated import motor. The record is from RefSeq and is a predicted model, not a curated record. Lineage: Eukaryota; Metazoa; Brachiopoda; Lingulata; Lingulida; Lingulidae. Gene Ontology annotation, biological process: protein import into mitochondrial matrix.
CGCUAUUCGUCCGCGCACAAGUAGGAUUUGGCACGAAGUCAAAUAUCUAUUUUUAAUAGACUGUUCUUAAAUUUCACCUUGAACUUUUGCGUAGAAGGUCAACAAAAGUUUUGCUGAUGUCGUUAUGUCUGGCAGACAGAAAAUUUGGCAUGAUCUAGUUAAAUCGGGUAGUGUGAACCCCAAGUCGGCGAGUGGUUUAAUAAUAGCAGGGUUGGGUAUAGCAGCCCUAGGCAUUGCAGGUCGCUAUGCAGCAAAACAUGGCAAAGUUGCAGGGGAAAUGCUGAAAAAACAAAUUGAUGCCCUUCCUACUGCUGCAGGAAGCAAAUACUACAGGGGAGGCUUUGAUGCCAAGAUGACAAAGAGGGAAGCCUCUCUCAUUCUAGGAGUCAGGUAGGUUCACUUCAGCACUUUAGUAACAUGUUGAUCAUUUUCAAUCUCAAGAUAUGAACCUUUUUUAUGUUGUCAACUUCUAAGGUCAAAAAGAAAAAAAAAAUAGAUCAUCCAUGAAAGUAAAAACAGAUAAAAUUAGGAAGAGGAAAUACAUGUAUACAGUCUUAUCAAUUGGUUAUAUGUUACAUUUCCCAGUUUUAAAAUAGUUUUUGUGAAGA